AUGCUUUCGGUCAGAAGGCUUUUGAGCCAUCUGAUUUUUUUUCUUGUAUUGGUGAACAUUUGCAAGGGUGAGGAAGAAGUGGACAAAGAGGCGGAAACAGAAACGGAUCCGCUUCCGGGAGUACUAUCAUCCAAGCAAUUUGAUGAAGAGUUAAAGUCGGGCUACCAUAUUGUUGAAUUUUUUUCUCCAUAUUGCCCACAUUGUACCCAUUUCGCACCAACAUGGGAAGAUUUUUACCACAAACAUCAUGAAUUAUAUGCCGAAAAGAACAAUCUUCACAUCCAUCAGGUGAAUUGUGUUUCAAACGGUGAUCUUUGCGAUAAGGAGGGUGUUAUGGCAUACCCUACAAUCAGGUUUUAUUCAAGUGGCGGUAAGCUUCUUGGAUCAAUGGAUGAUUAUCAGAGGACGCUGGAAGGCUUGGAAACAUUUGUCAACGAUCAGUUAUCCCUUUGGGUUGUAGGAGAGACAGAUGGCAAGCCGGACGAUUUUUCGAGCGAUUCAAUUCCAGAGACGAUUCUUCUAAACAAGAAGAAACUGGUGCAAAUUCUUGUUGGUGAAGGUGCAGAUAAGCCCUACUUAGUGUCUUUUUGGCCCUCAACAGACAAGGAACUACCUCAGGAUAAGUUUCAAGGUGAUCACAAGGGUGUGCAGUUUUUCCAGGAAUAUCCCGGCAGUUACAUGUUUAGAAAUAUUUGGAACGGGGUUUCGAAACAGUUGGCAAAUGAGAUUGAAGAUGGAAAAUUGUCAUUGGCGUACUUUAACUGUGGAUCCAAUCCAAAGGUGUGCAGUACGUUGGGUAUUGAAGACUGGCCCAGAAAUGCAGAAGAAGCUAUACCUCAAAUCAUGAUGAUGCUACCACCUUCUGCGGGUGGUAACAGGGUCGUUUAUAAUAGACCCACUCGUCCAUCUAUCCAAGAUCUUUUAUUAUGGACCUCUCGCUUACUUGAAAUUUACAGAUUUGAGGAUCUCUCAGAAUCGAAAAUUCAGAAAAUUGGCGGCAUUGUGAAGAGAUUAAGAAGAGAGAGUGACAUUAAGGAUUAUUCCAAGGUGACAUUUGUUCUUUUAGAAGACCCUGCUACCAGGGUGCCUGAAGACGAUAUGAUUUUGAGAAAGCUUCUACAACCCAUAAUGGAUUUUCGGGGCAAUGUCUAUUUAUUCAAGAGUACCGAUAGUACCGGCUUUCUUCGCUUGUUGAAAACACAAAGCAGAAUUAUGGAGGAUGAUUAUCUUAAUAAAGAUUCGGAUAAGAACAACAAGGAUUUAAUAUCAUUUGAUCCUGCUAUGUUUGCGGCAAGAACACUUUCAGCAUUGCCAAUGAUGCUUUGCUUUAGAUCAAACACGUUGGACGGUGUGGCAAUGAAAAGUUUCAGUUCCAGGGAUAUUCGUGAUACUGGAAAAGUGCUCAAAUUCAUCUAUAAAAAUGCUUACCCAAUGGCAUGGCCACUUUUACGUAAAAACCUCGAUGUUGUGUUUCCCGAAUACGAUGAGUCGUAUUACUCUAAAAAUGAAAAGGUUCUUGUUUCCUUAAUUGAUCCAAAGAAGCCAAAGGAGCUUCAGAAAAUAUCAUAUGGAAUGUCUUACAUCUAUCACAAAUUCACCUACAUUCAAAACAGGGAGCAAUUUAACAAGUUGGACAAUGAGAGGAAGAAGAAGUAUGCCAAGAUCAAAGAUUUGCAAGAUGGUUCACAUCAUCAUGAUAUUAUGAAAAUCAUGAGUACUACGGUUCAGGAAACUUUCGAGAACAUGCACAAUGAAUUAAGAAUCGCCUAUGUUGACAUAGAGAAUCUCAAGGCAUUGAGAUAUAGACUUGGCUGGAAGAAUAUCGUACCAUCGAAGUAUAAGAGUGGCGAUUUCUUGUUAGUGUCAAGAUUUUCAAAUGGUUACUGGGACGAGUCAUCUGAGGGCAAGCAGUUCAACAUCGAAGACGUUGAUAACGUUAUUUCUGGAAUAAAAUACGCAAGCGAGCACGGUUUCUCUGGGAAGAGACUGUACACACCAAUAUUGAAGAUUGCAAUAUUUGUUCCACUUACGAUAAUAGUUAUCUGCUUCAUUUGGAAAUGGACUCGCAAGUUUCUUUUAGCCCGUAGCCUUAGAAAAAAUAGGAUGAAGGGUUUGGGAAUAUUGGGCGUGGAUCCUUCAUUGGGGAGUACCGAACUCGACAAACUUGAGUGA
This is a messenger RNA of Brettanomyces bruxellensis, 2172 nucleotides long. RefSeq lists its product as uncharacterized. The coding region runs from base 1 to 2172 and encodes 723 amino acids. Gene Ontology annotation, molecular function: protein disulfide isomerase activity. The transcript has a single exon. The record is from RefSeq and is a predicted model, not a curated record. Lineage: Eukaryota; Fungi; Ascomycota; Pichiomycetes; Pichiales; Pichiaceae. Gene Ontology annotation, cellular component: endoplasmic reticulum. Gene Ontology annotation, biological process: protein folding.